CUUCCCUCUGCUUUUUAGAAAGUGUACGAGUGUUAUCUCUCUGUUGUCUAUGUCACUUAGCCAAUAAAGUACGGUACCACAAAAUGAUUUAGUUAUUAGUUUGCCUGCGUUCAGCAUCCAGCGACAUCGUAAAUUUUUCCGUGCUGAUCAACCCAUCAUUUCAGCAGCAUAUUACGAAUUGAUGAUGCAAUCGGAAUGGGCGUAGAUUAUUUAUGAUUUAUCGUAGGCAUUAUACAGGACACACUAUUGAUAUUGCUGUGCAUGCGAUUCCAAAGUAAGCAUAUGCCUUUAUGGUAUUGUCAAUUGUUGAUUUCGAACGUAUGAUAGUGAAGUGCUCUUGAGGGCACAUGGUUGCAUUCCGAAUUUUAAACUAGUAUAUGUAAUGCAUUGUAUACGCGAAUAUUUCUGCACUGCUGUAUAGGGCCUUUGGAAUUCGGCAAUAUACAUGGCACAUAUGUGCAAUAAAUUCAAGUGUUAAUUAGCCGGAUCUUAUGUCUAGUUAUUUAGAAGGACGAGAAGAACGAACAAGGCAUACCCAUUUUCAGGCUAUAGAAUUAUAGGACCAGCAGUUUUGGCAUUCCCAUGGAUUAAAAGUGACUCAGGAUUCUGAAGGAGAAAAUGAAUUUGUUUCGGCCAUUUAGUUUAAAUUAUUUAGCCUAACGGAUUCCUUGUAAACGAAAACUGUCGGAUAUACCCACUUUUGAUUUGGGAUAUUUACCAAAUACAUGUAUACGCAAUGGCUCAUCAAGGACAUUAUAAGGACAAUCUCCUCAUUAUGACUUUUAUUGCGCUAUUUGCAUUUAUCAAAGCCGAGUUGUCCGUCAUUCCUCAAUUCAAGUCUUACGAGUGUUAUUCAUGUAGCUAUAACACAUUUAGCAUGGACGGUGACGUGUUGGAGGUGAAUCUGCCGGGGGAAGUCGCCAGCAUCAGCGUACAGACACUCUGCGCAGAUCCAUUCAGACAUGAGCGAAAGACGCUGAAGGGUAACUGGGUCAAGUUUGAGGGAUAUCUACCGGUUGCUAAGUGCCCUACGAGCAAGUGUCAGAAAAUCAACGUCCAGACGAACAACAGGGGUGACUUCGUCGUCCGCAGAUGUCUCCCGUCAGGUGCCAGCUGUCAGAAGAACAAAGUGUUCAAGGGCACGAACAUCACCCAGACCGUCAACUGCUGCGAUGGCCACAUGUGCAACGGGGUUGACCGGCCUGCAACAGACUUCUGGUGGCUGCUUUCGACUGUUAUUUUGUUGUUCGUCAGCCUUACAUAUUUAACGUAACUUGGUGCGUAGUAGCAAUACGUUUAACUGACGGUUAAGGCCUAUCGACCACCAUGAGAACUGUUUCGUGCGAGUCGAUGAUAUCAAGAUUUGCCCUGAUGAUCCUUUGGUAAGACAAUAGAACAGUUGGAAUUUAGGCCCAAGAGUACGCGGGCUUAGUUUGAAGAAAAAUACCGUACAUUAGGUUUGGCUUGAAUUCUUUUAACUUCAGGUAAGCAGCAAAAUAACGCAAUAAGUGUGGACAAAUUGUGAUGCUGAAUGAACGUAUCUCUGCAUCCAUGUAGUAAAACAGUGCAGUCUUUAAUUUAAUAGCCAACUAUCAGGUUGCAGAUGUCAAAACAAUAAAUAAUUGAUGAUCGAGAGAUCAUUUUGUGCGAAAGCAUUUGGCUGAAACUUUGCACCUUGUAACCUUAUCAUAUAUUUACUUCUAAGCUGUUUUUUUUUCUCUGUCAACAUUUGCCUUUAAAAUAAUGUUCAAUCAUAGAUACCAGAGUACGUUUAAGUUGUCAAGAAAAGCAUUCCUCCAAGAAUUAGUCUUAGUUCAUGUGCCCCCUUUAAUGAUGUCUGUGUUAGGUGGAUAAUAGAGGUUUGAACCGUAGGUAGCCUUUAUGCCUACAACUUAUUCAUUGGCAAACACAGCAUUAAAUUGACACACACAAAAAUGAUAUCAAGAAGGAUAUUGGCUGAAUGACACCAGAUGAGUGUACGUGUAAACAAGAUAUCGUGCGUGCCUAUACUUUGAACAAACAAAGGCGUGAACGCAGCCUUUAUGGACGGCCUAUAACAUUCUCUCACCAAACAUGGGCAAGCUCCGUAAUUGUACCUGGUCAGAUACUGGUUUCCUCGAUCCCGGAUCGAGGAUAGGUAGUCUAAGUUCUCUCUGAAAUUAAGAUCCACAAAGUAAACGUGUGCAGAGCCUUCUGCACUAAACUGAAACUAGAGGACAAUGUGUUCUGUCGCAAAUAAAUAUUUUAAGUUCAAAUGAACUGUGCUACAAUACGAGAAAUUACCAACCAGUGCUUGAA
Lineus longissimus is the source of this 2298-nucleotide messenger RNA. RefSeq lists its product as uncharacterized. Lineage: Eukaryota; Metazoa; Nemertea; Pilidiophora; Heteronemertea; Lineidae. Bases 737 to 1273 code for a protein of 178 amino acids. The transcript is spliced from 3 exons. The record is from RefSeq and is a predicted model, not a curated record.